AUGGAGCAUAUUUCAAGCUCUGAGCCAGAUACGCCGAUUGAGGCACUGAAGGAGCUUCCGAAUAAGAACAAUGGAAGUUGGCUUCGAGAUCGUGGGCUGCGUAAGUUGAACAUGGGCAUUGCGUUCAUGUUCGCUUCGUCGGCUGGAACAGGUUAUAACGGGAGUUUGAUGAAUGGGUUGCUCGUUCUUCCUGAAUUUACCACCCUCACAGGUGGUCUCAAGCCAAGUAUUGUUGGUCUUCUCAUUGCCGCAACCUCCCUAGGGGCGUUCGUGUCCUUUGUCCCAGCAUCCUAUCUCGCAGAUAUGUUCGGCAGAAAAGUAUGUGUGUGUGCUGGAGCUUGCCUGGUGAUCGCCGCCUCAAUCGCUCAGGUCGCUGUGCAAAGUCAUUGGGCAUUCUUUGGUUGUCGAGUCCUAGCUGGUCUCGGUACAGGUACUGCACAAACAGCGGCUCCCCUUCUGGCAACUGAGAUCGCCCAUCCUCGACAACGACAAACCGCUACAGCAUUAUACAAUGCAGCCUGGUGUAUUGGAUCUAUCACCUCUGCUGCGAUAACUCUGGCUACAUUAUCAGUGCACAAUGACUGGUCCUGGCGAGUGCCUUGCAUGCUGCAGGCAUUAUUCCCUCUGACACAACUUGUGGGACUCUACUUCGUUCCAGAGAGUCCACGUUGGCUUGUCUCAAAAGGCAGAAAAACUGAGGCGUUGGCGGUUCUCGAGAAAUAUCACGCCAAUGGAAAUCCAGAUGAUGUGUUGGUUCAACAUGAAUUCCACCAAAUUUGCAUUAGCAUCGAUACGCUUUACCAGCAACCUGGAUAUUGGAAAACAUUUUUCUCAUCCCGAGGAGACUUACACCGUCUUGCAAUCUGUAUCAUUGUUGGAUUUAUGCAGGAAUGGGCAGGAAAUGGAAUUCUCUCGUACUAUCUUCCACCAAUUAUCAAAUCUGUCGGCAUUACACGACCGCACGAUCAGGGUGGUCUCAACGUAGGUCUCCAAGUAUGGAACCUCAUUCUCUCAUCCGCAGGCGCAGUUGCAUCUGAGCGAUAUGGUCGCCGUAUUCUCUGGCUUCUAUCAACUGCCUCCAUGCUUCUUUUCCUAUCUCUGACUACAAUCAUGGCUGGUCUAUUUCAAGAGAAUCAAAUUGCUGCUGCGGGACUCGCUGUUGUUCCCAUGCUAUUCCUCUUCUUUGCCGGGUUCGAUCUGGCUUAUGCGCCACUGUUCAUUGCUUAUCCAGCGGAGAUUCUACCGUUUCAGCUACGAGCAAAGGGCUUGGCGAUCACUUUAUCCACAGAUGCUCUUGCAUGCUUUUUUAAUCAGUAUGUCAACCCUGUGGCGUUUACAGCUAUGCGGUGGAAGUACUAUUUUGUUUAUGUGGGUUGUCUUGUCAUGUUUUUCUUGCUGGCUUAUUUCCUGUUUCCGGAGACCAAGGGUCGAUCUCUGGAAGAGGUAUCGAAGAUUUUUGAUUGUAACAAGAGUGACGUUGGAGAUGAUGUUGAAUCAGAGGAUAAAGAUGGAGAGAAAAGUGAAUAG
Molecule: messenger RNA, 1527 nt
Organism: Penicillium malachiteum
Lineage: Eukaryota; Fungi; Ascomycota; Eurotiomycetes; Eurotiales; Aspergillaceae
Exons: 3
Coding region: 1-1527 (508 amino acids)
Biological process (GO): carbohydrate transport; transmembrane transport
Cellular component (GO): membrane
Molecular function (GO): carbohydrate:proton symporter activity
Source: RefSeq, a predicted model, not a curated record